Polyodon spathula (Mississippi paddlefish) is the source of this 7262-nucleotide messenger RNA. Its product is annotated as von Willebrand factor A domain-containing protein 3B-like. The transcript has 43 exons. The record is from RefSeq and is a predicted model, not a curated record. Lineage: Eukaryota; Metazoa; Chordata; Actinopteri; Acipenseriformes; Polyodontidae. Bases 1 to 6330 code for a protein of 2109 amino acids.
AUGGCUGAAGUCAGUUUUGAUGAAGGAGGGAAGCUGGGUCUCCAUGCCUUCAGUCAGGGGAAUCAGGAGACAGUCCCUCGCAUCGGUUUCAGGAAUAAGGAUGCUUCCUUUGAGCUGGAUGCCUGCACCCUCAUCUCUUCCUCAAAGUGGCUGAGGCUUCAUGGUCUUAAGGAAUCCAGGCUUCAACUGUCCCAGAUUCUCUCUCAGAUAGGAUUCAAGCACAGGGAAGAAUACAUUUCCUCAUUGAGAAAACCUGUCUCCUCUCAAUAUGCUGAAGGUUUGUUUUCGCAGUUCACAAAAAAUGGACAAAUGUAUAAUUUAACAGCCAGCAGAGACCAGCUCUCUGAGUUUGUUGCCAGCUUGAUGAGGAGAAUGAAGCUCUACAAGCAGCGCCUGGACUGGCUGACCAGUGGAAGUCGGCAGAUGUUCGGUGUCAUUCAGGAACACUCUGUUGCUCUCGUCCUGGACUUUGGCAGCGUUUCCAAGGCUCAAUUUGAUCUUUGUUGUGACGUGCUGUGUGCUGUGCUCAGGGAACAGGUGGCACACAUUGCCACAUUUCAUCUCAUUCGGGCAGCUGCAGAGAUGGAAAUGUAUCAUGAGAAAGCAGUUCACAGCACUAGAGCCACCAUCGAUUCUGCAGUGGGCUGGAUAAGGAACCUGGAGCACAAGCCCUGGAGCAGCCAGAGCAGAGCGGUGGAGGCAGUUCUGAAAGCCAUGAGCAACAAAACAGUUGAAGCCGUUUAUCUCUUUGCUGCGGGGGAUUUUAAAGAAGCUAUGGUGGAUCUGUUGACAGCGUUUCCCAGUCUGUGCCCUGUCCACACUGUAUCAUUCAAUGCCAAACAUGAAGGAACUAUAAAGCUCUUAAAGAAUUUAGCCCAUCUCACUGCAGGGAGGUUCCAUGCUUUCGCAGAAAUGUUUGAUUACACAGAAGAUGCUUUGUGUAUUGCGGGUGGAGAGAGUGGUGUGCAUGGCUCAGCUCUCCAGACACUAAGAAGACCUGUUGGAGGUCUACCCCCAGGAGCUGGAGUUAGGGAAGAUGUAUUCCUGAUUUGGAGAGAGAUGGAGGAAGCCAGGAACACUCUGCAACAUGUUCAGGCUCUUGUUCUGGAAGUUCCUCAGCCAAUAGGGGGUCACGAGGCAAUGAUUUCAAAGCACCCUGACAUGCCGAAGUCAGAGGACUGCAUGAGCUCCAGGGACUGGCUGCAGAAGUAUGGCUUGAAGGCACAGAAGCUGUUAUUUUACGAUGCUCUAGGCGAUUGCGCCUUUCCCCAUUCUGAUGGUGUCGUUGAUGUGAAAUCCAAGCCAGCUGAUGAGAGCUUGCACACCGAUGCUGAAAAGAGAGACAAGCUUGUCAAUGCCAAAUACUGCGACCGAUUUGCUCACACAAAGUGGAGAGAUGGAUCAGUGGUCCACAUGUAUAUCACUGCUGAGAAGUGUAAGUGGUAUGAAGGAAGGAUGAAGACAGCUCUCAAUCACUUACAGAAAAGGCUUGACUGGCUUCAGACUGGCAGCAGGGAGCUGUUUGGAACAGUUCUUGAGGAUCAGGUGUACGUCCUCAUAGACACUUCAGAAUCUAUGAAGGACAAGCUGCCAACAGUGAAGGACAAAAUCUUACAGCUUAUGCAGGAACAGCUACGACACAAAAGCAAAGUGAACUUUGUGAGGUUUGAUUCCCGCGCUGUCGCCUGGCGCGAUCGACUGGCAGAAGUCAGUGAACAAAAUCUGGAAAAUGCCUGGCUUUGGGUAAAAGGAUUUAAGGUAGGCGGCUCUACAAACACACUGGGAGCUCUGAGGCUGGCCCUGGCUGAUCCUGGAACUCACGCGGUCUACCUCCUCAGCGAUGGGAGACCAGAUCAGCCUCCGAAGACGAUUCUGGCUCAGAUGCAUCUGCAUCCUCCGGUUCCCAUUCACAGCAUCUCAUUCCACUGUGCUGAUCUGGAAGCCUCCAGGUUCUUGCAUGAGCUCUCCGAGGAGACUGGGGGCAGGUUCCAUUGCUACCAGUGUGACAUCACAGAGCCCCAAGCUCCUCAGCCAUUUGUGGUAACAGUCUUCACUGGCAUUAGAGCUGGGUAUCGGUACUGUAUGCACUGCAGCUAUCAGUACUGUUUGUCCUGUAGUUAUCAGAGUACUGUAUGUCCCGUAGUUAUCAGGACUGUGUGUAGUGUGCACAGAGGAGGAUGUCCCUGCUCGUUCUGUCCUUCAGUGCACGUUGUUCUCUCAAGUGAAGACACAUAUCUUUUAAAGAAAGAAAUGGAGCAGGGGAAGCAGGACCUGGACAAAGUACUGAAGCUUCAAGCCGAGUGUGUGAUACUGGAUUGGUACCACAAUGGAGAUGAGCAGAUACAAAACAGAAACCAGGAAAGACCCCACAGUGCCUCCAUGCUUCAGUCCAGCUCUGAGGAUCUUGAAGUGACUAAGAGAGCCCUGUCGGCACUCCCCUGGACCCCAGCCUCUCAUCACAGUCACAGAGACAGGGAUCAGACCCACAGAUCAAAGGAUCUGCAAAGACAGAAGCUUAGACAUGCAGCUUACACAAGGUCCAGUCUGCUGCGAUUCCUGAGCAAUGGUGUGGGAAUCAGUGGCAAAGACAGCGCUCUGCAUGAGUGGAUGCUGCCGGAAACCCAGCAGAUUUUUAAAAGGAAUUUAGCAAAACAAAAUCAAGUACUAAAUGGACUCCAUUUAACAGCAAACAAACAGAUUCAGAAGAAAGCAAAAUGCAAACCAAAGGAGUCAUUGGACAUGUCCUCAGCUCGCUGGCUUAAAACCAAUGGUUUGGUUGCCAGAAGGCUCACCAUCAUGGAUGCCUUGGCACCUACCGCUGUGCCGCAGACCGCGAAAUACAUUCCCAUAUUGGACAAGCACGUCUGUUCUAAGGUGUUUGAUGAGAUUUUACCGUUGGCCCAUGUAAGUAACAGCAAGACACGGAUCACGCUGGUUAAUCCCCAGGCUGUGAACCUGGAAGUUUACAAAGAGAAGCUGAAGCAGGCUCUGAAAGCCUAUGAAAGACGUCUUAAUGGAAUUGUGUGGAGAGCUUUAACCCAAGAAGAAAGAGAUAAGUUUGAUAGCACUGAGCCAGUUCCCUUCAAAGAACACAAGGAAGCUCUGCUUCAGGCUCUGGACAGGCUGGGCUGGCCGAUUCCCGAGGAGAGCCUGUCUGUGCUGGAGGGGGAGAUAGAGACUGGGCAGGCGUAUCUUCAGCAGGCCUCAGACUUACAAAACCUAGCACUGGAAACGCACUCACAAUCUCAAGAGGGCAACACAGCCGAAGAAAAGAUCCAAGGCAGCAAUGUGUUCAGAGCCAGUGCAGGAGAGAAAAGGGUCCUGGACACACUAAGAGGCCAGCGGGCCAUUGCCAGGGCAGAGGCGGAUGGCUUUUAUUACCCAGGUACAGUGACAAAAUGCAUUGGCUCCAAAAAGGCUAUUGUUAGUUUCAGCAAUGGAGAUACCCAGAUUACACCACUAGGGCUUCUGAUUCCCAUUGGAGGUGCUCUCCCUUGCCCACCACUGCAGGUUGGAGAUUUUGUAUUUGUUCGAAGUGGGACUGACUGUGCCGGAGAGUGCUAUGUCCCUGGUAUUGUUAUAGCAACCCCACAACGAGGCAAAUCAACAGAUAAAUUCUACAUGGUUCUGAAAUACAACAACAAACAAGAGGUUUUGCUGCGCAGCGGGAUUGUUAAAACUAGCCAGACAAGGUAUGCCCUGGCCUGCCGUUACAUAAGAGAAUGCCAGAUGAUCUCUCACACAAUGCCUCCUGCCCAAACUGAGCAGCCGGCAAGACGGGCAUUGGUCAGAGAAUCCACCAAAGAGGCCAUGACACCUCUAAAAGCGACACAGCGGUUCCAUGGCUGGGAUAUGAGAAAAUGUCCAUGUGUCAACAUUUUACCGUUGGCCCAUGUAAGUAACAGCAAGACACGGAUCACGCUGGUUAAUCCCCAGGCUGUGAACCUGGAAGUUUACAAAGAGAAGCUGAAGCAGGCUCUGAAAGCCUAUGAAAGACGUCUUAAUGGAAUUGUGUGGAGAGCUUUAACCCAAGAAGAAAGAGAUAAGUUUGAUAGCACUGAGCCAGUUCCCUUCAAAGAACACAAGGAAGCUCUGCUUCAGGCUCUGGACAGGCUGGGCUGGCCGAUUCCCGAGGAGAGCCUGUCUGUGCUGGAGGGGGAGAUAGAGACUGGGCAGGCGUAUCUUCAGCAGGCCUCAGACUUACAAAACCUAGCACUGGAAACGCACUCACAAUCUCAAGAGGGCAACACAGCCGAAGAAAAGAUCCAAGGCAGCAAUGUGUUCAGAGCCAGUGCAGGAGAGAAAAGGGUCCUGGACACACUAAGAGGCCAGCGGGCCAUUGCCAGGGCAGAGGCGGAUGGCUUUUAUUACCCAGGUACAGUGACAAAAUGCAUUGGCUCCAAAAAGGCUAUUGUUAGUUUCAGCAAUGGAGAUACCCAGAUUACACCACUAGGGCUUCUGAUUCCCAUUGGAGGUGCUCUCCCUUGCCCACCACUGCAGGUUGGAGAUUUUGUAUUUGUUCGAAGUGGGACUGACUGUGCCGGAGAGUGCUAUGUCCCUGGUAUUGUUAUAGCAACCCCACAACGAGGCAAAUCAACAGAUAAAUUCUACAUGGUUCUGAAAUACAACAACAAACAAGAGGUUUUGCUGCGCAGCGGGAUUGUUAAAACUAGCCAGACAAGGUAUGCCCUGGCCUGCCGUUACAUAAGAGAAUGCCAGAUGAUCUCUCACACAAUACCGAGCGUCCAAUCUGUGAAGCCAUUUCUUAAAGAUUCCAAACAACAGAAAGAAAAAGGAAAGGAUCCAUCAGAAGAGCAGGGAGGAGAUCCAAAGAAGGAGAAGAGGAGAAGAGAGAGGAGGGAGCAGAAAGCAUGCCAGGAUUCUUCAGACAGCGAGGAGACAGCUGUCAGUAAACAUGACCCAGGGAGUGCCUCAAGGGAUGAAGCCUGCACAGAGGAGAAAUCCAACGGGGACUAUGAAAGAGAGAGAGCCGGCACGCCUCCUCGCGCCUCCAGAGCAGUUUCAUGUGUUCUGCAGUCUAAACUUCACUCCAGGACCAGCUCCCUGGAAUCUGGCAGACUGUCCACCCCUCUGUCCUCAAGGCAUUCUGAGGUGCUGACAGCUCCAUCAGCACAACCAGCCUCUUCAGAGCAGAGUGACAACUCUGCACGGAGGAUCAGGAAACUGGAGGACUGGGCUGAAGAGCUGGAGCAGGCCCUCACUGAGCACAGGGAACAACAAGAGCUCAUUCAAAAGCAUGUAAAAGAUCUGGUGAGCUGGAAGAUUCAUGAAGACGCAGAUAUAUUAGACAACCAGAAACAAUUAGCCCAACAGCAGCAGGAGCUUCUAGAACGACUCACAAAGCAGAGACCUCUUACAAGCAGCAGCGCAAACAGGAGACAUGAUGAGAGAGGUGCGGGUACCUUUGAGGAUAUUCCCGAGUAUGUAAAGAUUGCCAGACGCAGCCUCCCUAAUCUGACUCCAGGAGAGAAGCCGCUUGCCCGCUGGUCACUAGAUGGAUGGUAUUCCCCAGGUUCUGUUAUUCACUCCUGUGGUGAUCAGAGUUACUUUGUGCAAAACAAUGAGGGAGAGCUUGAGAGAAUAUGGAGAGAGGAUCUUAUCACAGACACUGAAGAUGCUGAAAGCAUAAUACAGCUGGGGGACCCUGUCAUUGGCCUGCACCAACUGUAUCCACACAGCUAUUGCCCUGGAGCUGUCCUUCGAGUCAUGCCGGACUUGAAGCUAGAGGUGAGAUAUUACGAUGGGACUGAAGCUCUGGUGCCCAGGGACCAGGCCUAUUUGAUUUCCACCCAGAAGUUUGAACGAGACGUUGCCUAUCUGCUAGAAUGUGAAGCACGAUGGGUGGGACAGCCAGUUGUAGCAAGAGAUAACAGAAGUGGAACGUAUCACCUGGGGGAGGUCCUUGAGCGAGUUGGUGAUGGAAAGCACUAUGUGAUCCUGUGGGCGGAUGGCUCCACCGCAGUGCAGAGUGCUGCUUUUAUCUUUGGAAAGUUUACUCGCUCUCGUACCUUGACGCUGGGAGACCGUGUUCUAACACUAGCAGAGCCCGCCUCCCUCACUUACCUGCCUGGGGUUAUCCGUGGGUUCAAUGGGACCAAGCUGGUUGUUUCCUUCUGCAGUGGAAAAAGCGGCUGGCAUGUGGAACCCCAGCACUGCUUCUGGCUCUCAGGGGAGCAGUUCAAUGAGGCAGUGCACAUGUAUAACAGGAAGCAAGCUGAGCAUGAAGAAGAAGAGGGCAGUGAGACUGAUGAAGCUGAAGGGUCAGGGUCUGGUGACUCUAGAGUGUCCAGCAGUGCUUCAAGUCAUUAAUCACAUAUUAUGCUUCCAACUUGCUUAACAAACAGCAUCGCUGAAAGACAGAGGUGCUGCUUUGCAUCUCUUCCAGUGCCGGAUCUGCUUCCAAUCCAGGUCAUUGUUUAUUUUCACCAUCAGAGAUUGGAAGAGCCACCAGUGGGUAUGACAGCGAGAGAUGUUGUGAACGAAAAACACCUGUUGCUUUUACAAAACCAGAAUUAAACUAGUGUAUCGUUUCAUGAAAAGACUCUUAAGAACUGAGUAAAGAGCUUUGAGGAAAGGCCCUACCUGAAUAUAGUGCUUUAUAUUCAGGGCUUGUCCUUUCCCCGAGUGGUUUAAACAUGCAUUAGUCAUGAAAUCUUUCUCAUGCAUAUUCAGGCAGUGUGCUUUGUGUGUAAAUAGGGCGAUGGAACUGGGUCUACAAUAACGCUUAGCAUUUAGCGUCUCAUCAAUAAUCAUUAUAGAUGGUAAUCUAAAAAAUAAAAAAAAAGAUUUUAAUUUCAUUUGAAAAGUGUGAAUACAGACUGUGUUUGACAGACACUUCAGGGUAAUCAAUGAGCAGUAUGUAUGAAACACAGGCAUUGCAAUUGAAAUUUACUUUUUUUUCCAGGGGUCUACUUAGCUGGUAAGUUCAAAGUCUACUUUUUUUACAAACAGAUAAAGAGACAUUGUGUGUAAUUGAACCUCUACAUAAUCACUGGGGCGGACGGCUGCAGUGGUUUGAAUUCUGUGAAAUUUGAAUUCCUCAAUUAUAUGUUUUACAUGCUUUGAUCUGAUGAUUUAAAGUACUGAAGGGAAAUAAAAAAAAAAUGGAUUAGUCAAUUUCUGCCAAUUUCCAAUUAAAGAGAUUUUCUUUAAUUCAGUUCUGACUUCAAUAAUACAAAUAAGCUGGUUGGUAUUGUGCUGAAUACUACAUACAUACUAAUACAGUGUGUCUCCUAAAGCUU